This is a messenger RNA of Striga hermonthica, 1497 nucleotides long. The record is from the annotation of a GenBank genome assembly. NCBI's taxonomy places the organism in Eukaryota, Viridiplantae, Streptophyta, Magnoliopsida, Lamiales, Orobanchaceae.
AUGAGCUCUGCCGGUGAAGGCAACCGUGGCGGCGGCGGACGUGGUGGAGGAAGGUACUAUGGCGGUCGCAGCGGCGGAAGGAACCGUGGAGGCGGCGGCGGCGGAGGUGGUGGCAGAAGAUAUCACGGAGACGCAGGAGGUGGUGGCUGGAGGUACCAGGGAUCCAUAGGGCAAUCGCCUAGGCCUGUGUAUCGAUAUGUCGCUCGUCACAGCCCUGUUGUAGCUCAUCAGGAUCACGCGUCACAAGAAAGUGGGUCUUCUGAAAGCUAUAGAAAUAAUUCUCAUAUAUCACCGGUUGAUGAUUUAACAAAUAAAUUGAGUGAGUUUUCUACAAAUGGUCAGUCGUACGGGCCUAGUCUCAUAACCAUUCAAUUUGGAAGCAUGUCCCCAGCUAAUAGAAGCCUGAAUGAUUCACUAGCAGAAAUCGAGAGGCCAGAACCUUUAGUACCAUCUACAGUUGAUCCAGUGUCAUUACCGACCCACUCAGAGUUUGAUGCAAGGACUGGUCAGAUGUUUUGGUCCAGAGAUCAGGGUGAAGAAGAACAGAGAGAAUCAUCAUGUUUCACCCCCAACCUCCUUGGUGGUGUGACAGAUAGCAAAAUGGGACCUUCUUUGGCUGUGAACUCUGGUUUUCAAGAUAUUCACAUGGAAACUUCUGGGAAAGUUGAACUUGAGAAGUCCGAUUCUCAAAAAAAUGGUUUUCCUUUUGAUAUAUGUUUGGAGAGAAAUAGGAAUAUUCCAAAGUUGAAAUGCUCUCUAUUUGAUAAAAACCGAGUCACGAGGAGUGAAUUGAAGCGUCGUGCGCAAGGCGAUUAUGUAAAGACUUUGAGGCCUGGGAUGAUUAUUCUAAAGGGUUAUCUAUUGUUAGAGGAUCAGGUCAAACUGAUAAAGACAUGCCGAGAACUUGGUCGCGGUCGAGGAGGUUUUUACCAACCUGGUUUCUGUGGUGGAGCAAUAUUAAAAUUGAAAAUGAUGUGUCUUGGUAAAAACUGGGAUCCCGAGACAAACAUGUACGGUGAUAGGAGGCCAGUUGAUGACUCCAAACCUCCCCCUAUCCCGGACGAUUUAUUGAAAUUGGUUCAAGGGGCUCUUCAAGAAUGCCAUAGUCAUUUGGAGUCACAACCCAAAGUAAGGAAGGAGCGGAAUAUUAUUCCUUCAAUGUCCCCAAAUAUCUGCAUCGUCAACUUCUACACCAAGUCAGGAAAACUCGGGCUUCAUCAGGAUAAAGAUGAAAGUGAAGAAAGUCUACGCAAAGGACUUCCAGUGGUGUCUUUCUCUCUAGGGGACUCAGCUGAAUUUCUGUAUGGUGACCAGAGGGACAUUGAUCAGGCUGAAAAAGUAUUACUGGAGUCAGGGGACGUGUUGAUUUUCGGUGGUAAAUCUAGGUUGAUAUUUCAUGGGGUCAGUCAGAUUGUUCCUGAUAGUGCACCUAAGGCUCUUUUGGAUGAAACGGAUCUUAGACCUGGCCGUCUAAAUCUCACUUUCAGAGAGUACUGA